AUGGUCUCAGAGACGAAGGAGAGUCAGCGCCAUGACUUUGGCCCACGAGAUGGGAACCAAUCAUCACCCACAGAGUUUCUUACUAUGCUACCUGACGAGCUAUGGCGCGAGAUACUCGAUCAAGUCUACCCUUCACGCGAUGGCAUGGCAGCCGUUCCCUCCGCAUUCACAUCUUGGGGCCAUGCAAUAGGAGUUAUUGCUCGAGAUCCCAUGCGAAGAAUGCGGGCGAUGCAGAAAUACCGCUCGCAGUUACGGCUGGUUUGCAAGAGGCUCGAGCCGAUUGCACUCGGGGUGCUCUUUCAAGACAUCAUUCUCCCACAUCAUCAUACCGAACUCGAGUUACUCUUUGAAAUUGCUCAGGAGACUCAUGGAGCACCAUCAAGUCCCGGUGAUUUAACGCGACGAUUGAUGACGCGCUUAUGCUUCCCAGACGAGGAUGGCGAAAUGGAGGAAGGUAAAACGUAUGACCGUCAAUUGGAUCUUAUUCAUAAAACGUUUCCAAAUAUCAACACGCUCAUCAUAGAUGACGCCUUCUCCACCAAAGUGACAACUUUUUACCUAGACUGGAUUACCGGAGUGAAGCAUCUGUGUUGGUAUCCAUCUCCGCUUAAAUACGAACAAGUUGUGCAGAUCCUAGCUCAAAAUCCGGAGCUGCAGAGCUUUGUUCUCUCAUCGCCUUCAGGGAGCUUGUACUGUUGGCCAAAACAUGCGCCGCCAUGGGGUAACAUGAAGCAAUUUUUCAUAGGUUAUCCACCGCAUACGCCUUUCCUCGCGACUCUUCCUCCGGACCUCGACAGACUCGGCUUCACAUUCGGCACGCAUCUCGCACUCGACCUUUCCAGGCUGAGCUCAAAGAUGCUAACAUCGCUCGAAGUACAUUGGUCUACGUCGCGAGAGAGACCGCUGAUAAUGGAUGAUAUAUUGAGUCUAUUGUACGCCUGUCCCCGGCUAGAGGUAUUCACCACGAGCACCUGCUACUCAUUUGUAGCACCCAAAGCAAGUUACGAAGCGCACCCUUCGCUUCGCACCCUUUGUAUCACAAAUGCGGUCGGCCUAGUGGAUGCAAUGCUUCGUCAAUGGGGGAUCAUUCGUUCUUGCUGUGGAUACCCCCAUUUCAACCGAGUCUUAGUCCUUACAAGGCCGACUUAUAUGAUGCAGGUCGCAGACUCACUUGUCAGAUUCCUUCACGAGGAACAUGAUAUUCCAUUAGAAUUUGUAUUGGGGGAGCUAUAA
This is a messenger RNA of Serendipita indica DSM 11827, 1233 nucleotides long. NCBI's taxonomy places the organism in Eukaryota, Fungi, Basidiomycota, Agaricomycetes, Sebacinales, Serendipitaceae. The record is from the annotation of a GenBank genome assembly.